Messenger RNA from Psilocybe cubensis, 555 nucleotides. RefSeq lists its product as uncharacterized. Gene Ontology annotation, biological process: double-strand break repair via break-induced replication; DNA replication. Gene Ontology annotation, cellular component: GINS complex; nucleus. The record is from RefSeq and is a predicted model, not a curated record. The transcript is spliced from 5 exons. The coding region runs from base 1 to 555 and encodes 184 amino acids. NCBI's taxonomy places the organism in Eukaryota, Fungi, Basidiomycota, Agaricomycetes, Agaricales, Agrocybaceae.
AUGUCUUUGCCCCAAUCUUUGCGAGCGUCCGUCACCCCCCCAGAGCUUGAGUUGGUUGCGUCUCAACAACUUAUAGAAAUUGUUCCUCUGAUAUCUAUGGAGAAAACUGCUUUUAUCUCGGGAGCAUACGGGCCUCUUCGUCCACCAAAUAAAGCAAAAAUCCCUCUUUGGAUGGCUGUUAAUUUGAAGAUGAAGAAAAAAUGCCACAUUGUUGCCCCUUCAUGGCUAAACGUUGAUUAUUUGCAAGAGCAUUUGACACACGAAUUAUCGCAACAAACAUUUAGUAGCCUUCCGUUUCGCUAUACCGAAAUUGCCAAAGUUAUACUUGACGUUGCUUCAGACGAUCUGGAUAAUCCAGAUAAAAUACGUUCACUAUUAAAGGAUCUACGAGAAGCGCGACAAGCAAAAAGCAGAGAAGGUCUAAGAACCCUUGAUCACAGUGAGCUUAGUUUGCCGAAUUUGUGUGCCAUGGAAAUCAAUGAAAUCCGACCAUACUUCGUUCAAUCGAUGAGUAUUUUAACUCAACUAGUCCGCGAUCCAUUGCGGAAUGCAUAG